AUGAAUUCUAGACAAUCAUCAUCGGAAGAACUUUCUAUUGAAGAAGUUGAUAGUCAUUCCCAAAGAGACCAUGAAAGAUCUCAAGCAGUAUCACCAACUUUCCAAAAUGAAUUUAUUUCAUCUUCUUCUCCGAUGAUUCAAAAAUCAUCAGGUGAACGUUUUGAUCCAGCUACUCUCCCUCUUUCAUCAGGAAGUGGAUUUAUGGCCAACUUGAAUUUAAUGUGGUCAUAUAUAACUGAAGUUAGUACUAGACCAAAGUGGUACUCAUUCAUUUCACCACAAGGAAAGGAAUAUUUACAAUCCAUCAUGAGAGCAAAACGUGAACAACAAGCCCUUGCUGCUGCCAAUAAUAAUAGUGCUGACACUCCAAACUUGGUUGCUGCUCUCUACAAGUUUGAUGUUCAAAACAAUUCCGUAGCUGAAAAUUAUAUUUUGAAUCCUUUCUGGAAUUUCAUUACUAGUAGAAUUUUCCCAGAGUGGUUAGCUCCUAAUGCAAUCACUCUUUCUGGGUUCUUUUGUGUUGCCCUAGUUUUUACAAUUUCCGUUAUUAAUUAUUAUUCCUAUGUGAUAACUUCAGUUACAUCACAAGCUUUUUAUAACUUUACAUUACUUUUAAUUUCAUUAUUGAUUUUCUGUUAUAAUACAUUGGAUGGAUGUGAUGGAAAACAAGCUAGAAGAACUGGUAGUAGUAGCCCUUUAGGAGAAAUCUUUGACCAUGGUGUCGAUGCUUUGAGUUUGACAAUUUUACCAUUGUCUUUCCUCAUUGUCUUAGGAGAAACACCGUUCAGAAUAGCUUCAAGCGAAUUUGGAUACUUUAUCGGUGAUAUUAUUGUGCCUGCUCUUCAUAUUGUUAUGAUGUUUGCCUUCUACACUGCUCACUGGGAACACUAUCACACUGGAAGAUUUUACAUGGGUUUUGUUUCUGCUAGUGAUGGUCAAUUUGCUGUUAUUGGUGCACAUUUGGCUGCUUUCAUUUAUAACAUUAUUGUUCCAAGCUAUUCAGUUGUUGGAUUGGGUAAUAUUUCAUUCCUAGGAGCUAAUGUUGGAUUUUGGGUUAUUUUACUCACCAUGUUUAGUUCUGCAAUGUCUCCAAUCACUUCAAUUUAUCAUGUUUUCAAUUUCUACAAACAAAAGUCAAAGACAGUUUCAUUGGACGAGGAUAGCAAUAAUGAGCCUAUUGAUUUGGAAUCUGGUUUGCAAACCAAGGAAUUCAAAGAUUCUCAAAAGAGUAAUAUCAUCAAAACCAAACAAGAAAUUGGUACUGCCACAUUGGAUUUAGGUGUUUUGGUAGUUAUGGCUGUUUUAUAUUUAUGUAUGAGUCUUAUUGCUAGAGUUAUUCCAUCUGAUGUUAUUGGUGAUAGAUCAUUCUAUCAAACUCACUGGAUUGGAAUUAUGGUUGUUGGUGGUUUUGCUUUUGGCAUCUUCUUGACAACAAUGAAUAUUGCCCGUGUCAGUAAUCAACCUUAUCCAAGAUAUACUAAGCAAUAUCUUGUCAUUGUCCUUCCAAUGAUUGUCUUUAUCUUGAAUGGACUUACAGUUAUUUUCUCAAAAACUGGUGCAACUCUCAUUAAUUCAGUUGCCCUCCUUUCUAUUUCCAUUGUUUGGUCUGCUUUGGCUUAUUCAUUCUUUGCUGUUUCUGUUGUAAGAGAAUUGUGUACAAAUCUUGGAAUUUAUGCUUUCAGUCUUGCCAAGAGAAAUAUGGGUGUUGAAAUUCCAACUCUCUCCCCUCUUGUAAGCAGUAUUACUUCACCAACCACAAGUACUGAUGACAAUGAAAGCUCUCCAACUAGAAGAUUGUCUCCAUCCAGAGAACAACUUGUGUAA
Messenger RNA from Naegleria gruberi, 1824 nucleotides. RefSeq lists its product as uncharacterized. NCBI's taxonomy places the organism in Eukaryota, Heterolobosea, Eutetramitea, Acrasida, Naegleriidae. The transcript has a single exon. Gene Ontology annotation, cellular component: membrane. Gene Ontology annotation, biological process: phospholipid biosynthetic process. The record is from RefSeq and is a predicted model, not a curated record. Bases 1 to 1824 code for a protein of 607 amino acids. Gene Ontology annotation, molecular function: phosphotransferase activity, for other substituted phosphate groups.